AUGGACGCGCGGCGUUUAUGGGCGGUGCUGUUAGUAGCGGCGGUAGUAGUCCCGGCGGCGCGCGGGGUGUGGCUGGACUUGCCGAGCACGGGGACGAAGUGUGUUUCGGAAGAAUUGCACAACAACGUCGUCGUUUUGGCUGAUUACUACGCCUUCAUCGGCGAGGAUUAUGACGUUAACAACACCGUCAUUCCUUCUAUUACCGUCAAGGUUACGUCACCGUACGGAAAUGACCUCUAUCAUCAGGAAAAAGUCUCACAUGGCCAGUUUGCGUUUACAACGACCGAGAUGGGAAACUAUGAGGCCUGCUUUUCAUUAGACAAUGAUCAUCAUGGUAAAAAGGUGACUGUUGGUAUCGAGUGGAAAACCGGGAUUGCUGCCAAGGAUUGGGACUCUGUUGCAAAGAAAGAAAAAAUCGAGGGGCUUGAGCUCGAGUUAAAAAAACUUGAAGAACAUGUGGAGGCAAUUCAUCAAAACCUAAAUUAUAUGAUAAAUAGGGAAGCCGAGAUGAGGGAGGUUAGUGAGAAGACAAAUGCUCGGGUCGCGUGGUACAGUUUAAUGUCCCUUGCUUUAUGCAUUGUGGUUUCAGUUACUCAGGUAUUUUACUUGAGGCGAUAUUUUCUGAAGAAGAAGCUCAUAUAG
This is a messenger RNA of Striga hermonthica, 642 nucleotides long. The record is from the annotation of a GenBank genome assembly. NCBI's taxonomy places the organism in Eukaryota, Viridiplantae, Streptophyta, Magnoliopsida, Lamiales, Orobanchaceae.